This is a messenger RNA of Erinaceus europaeus (western European hedgehog), 1448 nucleotides long. It is a transcript of the gene DEGS1, whose product is annotated as delta 4-desaturase, sphingolipid 1. Bases 93 to 1064 code for a protein of 323 amino acids. Lineage: Eukaryota; Metazoa; Chordata; Mammalia; Eulipotyphla; Erinaceidae. Gene Ontology annotation, molecular function: sphingolipid delta-4 desaturase activity. Gene Ontology annotation, cellular component: membrane. The transcript has 3 exons. Gene Ontology annotation, biological process: ceramide biosynthetic process. The record is from RefSeq and is a predicted model, not a curated record.
CCCUCUCCGUCCCCCGCGCUCCCGCCACCCGGAGCCCUUUGCCGCCUCGCAGGAGCCGCCGCAGCCGCCGGGGAAACACAGCGGGCGCCGCCAUGGGGAGCCGCGUGUCGCGGGAGGACUUUGAGUGGGUCUACACCGACCAGCCGCACGCCGACCGGCGCCGCCAGAUCCUGGCCAAGUACCCGGAGAUAAAAUCCUUGAUGAAACCCGACCAGAACUUGAUUUGGAUCGUGGUCACGAUGGUCCUUGUCCAGCUCGCGGCCUUCUACCUCGUGAAAGACCUGGACUGGAAGUGGGUCCUGUUCUGGGCCUACACCUUUGGCAGCUGCAUCAACCACUCCAUGACGCUGGCCAUCCACGAGGUGUCUCACAACUUUGCCUUCGGCCACCACAGAGCCCUAUGGAACCGCUGGUUCGGCAUGUUCGCCAACCUGCCCAUGGGCGUGCCCUACUCGGUUUCCUUCAAGAGGUACCACAUGGACCACCACCGCUACCUGGGGGCCGACGGCAUCGACGUGGACAUCCCCACCGAUUUCGAGGGCUGGUUCUUCUGCACCACCUUCAGGAAGUUCGUCUGGGUUGUCCUCCAGCCUCUCUUUUACGCCUUCCGGCCCAUGUUCAUCAACCCCAAGCCCAUCUCCAGUCUGGAACUCAUCAACACCGUGGUCCAGGUCGCUUUCAACGUCAUCAUUUAUAACGUCUUCGGAGUCAAAGCCUUAGUGUACAUGUUGGCGGCCUCCCUGCUGGGUCUAGGCUUGCACCCGAUUUCUGGGCAUUUUAUAGCGGAACAUUACAUGUUCUUAAAGGGACACGAGACCUACUCUUACUACGGGCCCCUGAACCUGCUCACCUUCAACGUGGGUUACCACAACGAGCACCACGACUUCCCUAACGUCCCUGGGAAAAACCUUCCACUGGUCAGGAAGAUAGCGGCCGAGUACUACGACAACCUCCCCCACUACGACUCCUGGAUUCGAGUGCUGUACGACUUCAUCAUGGACGACACCAUCAGUCCCUACUCGAGAAUGAAGAGGCGUCAGAAGGGGAAGGUGGUCCUGGACUGAAGGACUCGAGACCUGGGGUCCCUCGUGGAACCUCAAGUAGCUGAUAAAGUCGAUUUUUUUUUUUUUUUUUAGCACUGUUAAACUAAGGCCAUGGUGUGUAGCACCCUGCCUGGUCCAACUGCCGGGUCUGAGCUCUGUGGAGUCUGUCCCCAGCUCGCCUGGCUUGGAACAGCCCCCCGGGCCAAGCUGCGUUCAGCUUUGCUUGCAGAAAGCUUUCUGUGUGUUACCGUGUGGUGGAUGUCUCUACCCAUGUUUCCUGAGCUUAUCAUAAAGGACACUGUAAGACAGCUGUUUCUAGUAUGUUAUUUUUCACUAUAAAGCUUUAACUUUAUGAAACCAGCUAAUGAACUGAGGAAUUAACCACAAUAAAUAGUAUUUAUCACA